AUGAGUCCACCCGUCAUCGUCUUUGGUGCUACUGGUCACGUGGGCUCGGCGGCUGCCAUAGCAGCCGAGCAGCACGGCGUGUCAGUGGUUCUCGCCCUACGUGACAUCUCCAAGCCAAUUCCGGGUCUUAGCUCGGAGGAGGAAAAGGCUCGCAACUUUCAGAGAGUUUCAGCGGACCUGACCAAGCCUGAGACGGUGGAAGCUGCUGUACGCACCACUGGGGCAAAACAUGCGUUCAUCUACCUGAUCCACGGCGAUACAGGUUACGGCAAGGCUGCAAUCGAGGCCCUCAAGACUGCCGGCAUCGAGUUUGUCGUGCUUCUGAGCACCGCCAUGGUCCAGGGGGACAUUACCAAGAUCACCCCGGAAACCUAUGUCCGAUACGCGCAUGCGCAGUAUGAGAUCCAGCUCGCAACAAUAUUCGGUCGCGGCGCAUACGUCGCUCUCCGGCCUGCCUUCUUCAACACCAACGUGCGCUGGUGGACAGCUAUGAUCGCCGAGGGCGAGGUCAGGAUUCCUUACCCGGAUACCAUACUAGAUUGGCUUGCGCCAGAGGAUAUCGGCAAGGCCGCGGCCACAUUGCUCGUCCAGGGACCUGAGGCUUUGCCUAGUGGCGUCGAAGGGCCGGAGACCGCCAUCACCCUCUGCGGACCCAAACUCUUGUCAAUCCGGGACGCUAUUGGCAUUUUCGGCAAGGUUCUACCACGAGACAUCAAAAUUACCCAGAUCGACGCGACCGAAGGCGUGCACAACUUGGUCAAGAUUGGAGUACCCGAAGUUGUAGCGCAGCAGCUGGUCAAAGAAUUUCUGGAAAUCGCUAAGUCUGACGUGUCCGUUAUAAGCGAGACAAUCGCUGAAGGGGGCUACGAGAAGGCGGUGGCCAACCUGCACAAGUAUGCGCCGCCGGUCUUUGGCCUGGAAGAAUGGGCUAUCAAGAACAGAGCGCUGUUUAGCUCUUGA
This is a messenger RNA of Microdochium trichocladiopsis, 960 nucleotides long. RefSeq lists its product as uncharacterized. The record is from RefSeq and is a predicted model, not a curated record. The coding region runs from base 1 to 960 and encodes 319 amino acids. The transcript has a single exon. Lineage: Eukaryota; Fungi; Ascomycota; Sordariomycetes; Xylariales; Microdochiaceae.